Messenger RNA from Polypterus senegalus (gray bichir), 1561 nucleotides. RefSeq names its product E3 ubiquitin-protein ligase TRIM39-like. Gene Ontology annotation, molecular function: protein binding. The coding region runs from base 102 to 794 and encodes 230 amino acids. The record is from RefSeq and is a predicted model, not a curated record. Lineage: Eukaryota; Metazoa; Chordata; Cladistia; Polypteriformes; Polypteridae. The transcript is spliced from 2 exons.
UCCUCAUCACUGACAGACGGCCAUCUUGUGUUGUUAGAUUCAGUGUCAUAAAUUCAGUGCCCCCCGUUGUCACCUUCUGACAAGGAACUGAGAAACAUAAAAUGGGGGGUCCACUAAAUAAAAGGCCACAAACGCAGAGUAAGGACGAGAAAAGUGACAGAGUCACCGACAGAGCAGCGCAAAAUGAAUCAAAGUGGACAGGAAUGACAGGAACAGGAGGACAACAGGCCAGGGGGGACAUGAGACCCUCAGCUGAUGUCACUUUUGACCCUGAGACUGCAUAUACACGACUCAUUGUGUCUGAAGACGGGAAAGAAGUGAGACACACAGACACAUGGCAGAGAGUGACGGACAAUCCAAAGAGGUUUGACCGCAGCCCUGAUGUUCUGGCCAGAGAAGGAUUCACGUCAGGGAGACACUACUGGGAGGUGGAGGUCGGGGGGAAGACUGCGUGGACUUUAGGAGUCGCCAGAGAGUCGGUCAACAGGAAGGGGGAGAUUACAGUGACCCCAUAUGAUGGAUACUGGACUGUGUGGCUGAGGAAUGAGAACGAAUACAUAGCUGUCACUGACCGUCCUCUCCCCCUCCCCCUGAGAAUGAAGCCCCUGACAGUGGGGGUCUUUCUGGACUAUGAUGAAGGUCAGGUCUCCUUUUACAAUGCCCAGUCCCACUCUCACCUCUACACCUUCACAGACUCCUUCACUGAGCCCCUCUAUCCGUACUUCAGUCCUGGUGUUAAUAACGAUGGUAAAAACGCAGCCCCUCUGGUCAUCUGCCCCCUGCGCACACACUGACCCCUCUGUGUUAAUGUCGUCUGUCCAUCUCUGAGCAGCACAAAGCCAAUGGAGACUUUCAGAAGAAAUCUGAGACCCUGAAUAUUGAGACCACCGUCCAUUUUGUAACUCACUUAUCUAAUUCAGGGUCACAGGGGGCUGUCAAUGUGGGGGGCAACACGGAUAAGAACCAACCUGUGACACCAGAGCUGAAGGCCGGACCACCAGUCAGUGUGCUACUACGAGACCACCGAUCAGACAAACAUGAAUUGCUAUCUAGCGUUAUAUACUUCUGUUGUUAAACGUGGACUGAAAUACACAACACUGUAAGUCUGCUGAGAAGUUCAUCAACACUGAGAUGAGUUUGGGAUGAAAUGAAAUAAAACAGAAAGGGACGUCAAAUGAAAUAAAGAAAGGCAGGAAUUACAAAAAGAAAUCAUCGACAUCAGUGAGGUGACACGGCGCUGUCCUCUGUAAGAAAAUGGCUUCUCGUGAACUUCUCUGAGGGUCCACCUCACAGUCCUGAACCUCAGUGACACACACAGGUGGUCUGCUGCAGUGCUGGAGUCGGAGUGUGUGACAGAAAUGACAAUAAUAAGUUUAAUUACUGAACAGAGUGCUAGACGUGAGAAAAGAACUGAAGAAACAGAAUUAAAAAAUGGACGACUUCACAAAAAUCAGAACAAUUAAAAAUGACAACAGAAUACAGAAUUGUGUGUGAAUGGCACCUCUUGUGGUCAUGAAGUGUAAUUAAAAUAAUUAAAAAUGGACUCAAAUUCAUUAAUCCA